AUGGGGGAGAAAAUGGCUGCAGCCAGCCAGCGGGUGGGCAAAGAAAAUGCCAGCGAAGGGUGCACCCCGACAUUCCAUUCCAAGCAUGACUCUGCUUGCUGCCAGCUGGAGCACCACCUUGCAGAUGCAACCUUCAGAUCUCAGAUUGUGUGCAUACCACGUUUCAGCUUUGUAAAGACAGAGGAGUACGAAGUCCCCUGUGAUCAUGAGCUGGGCCCGAUCCUGCUGGUUCGCCUCCAUAAGGAGCCCUACUCCUUUUUCCCUGAGAGCAGCUGGUUUUGCAAUGCAGUCCAGGUGACGUCCCCCACGGGGGAGGUCUAUCGCUUCCCUUGCUACCAGUGGAUCGAGGGAUACUGCACGGUGUCCUUCAGAGAAGGUGCAGCCAAAACACCUUCGGAUGAUACCCACUAUCUUGAGAGGAGGCACCGCCGUGAUGAGCUACUUCUGAAGCACAACAGAUAUGGGUGGAAGGAAUACCUCCCAGGAGUUCCGUGGUGUGCUGAUAUUGAUGCAACCAGUUCAAUCGAGUACAAUCUCCAGUACUCUUUCCCCAAAUCCACCGCCUUCUUUGGGCGUGGGACAAGCGCGUUGUUUGAGACCAAAAUGAAAGGCUUCCUGGACAAGCCGUAUUCCUGGGGGCAACUGGAAGACAUCCGGAAGGUCUUCUGGUUCUACCACACCCCCGUUACAGAGUACGUCUUCAACCACUGGAAAGAUGAUGAUUUCUUUGGCUACCAGUAUCUGAAUGGAAUCAACCCUUUAAUGAUCCAGAAAUGCAACAAGAUCCCAGACAAUUUCCCUGUGACCCAGGAGAUGGUGGCUGGACCAUUGGAGGAAUCCAACCUCAAAGAAGAGCUGAAAAAAGGGACCAUCUUUCUGGUGGACUAUAAAAUCCUAGAGGGCAUUCCCACCAUCCAGGUGAACGGCAAAGACCAGUACAUUGCGGCUCCUCUGUGUCUGCUGCACCAAAAACCCAGUGGAGAGCUCAUCCCUCUCGCCAUCCAGCUCAACCAGCACCCAGGUCCCCAAAGCCCCAUCUUCUUGCCUACCGACAGCGAGUGGAUCUGGACGCUGGCCAAGACCUGGGUGCGCAACUCUGAAUUCCACGUCCACGAGGUGAUUGCCCACCUUCUCCGUGGCCACCUGAUGGCCGAGGUCGUCUCUGUGGCAACUCUGAGGCAGCUGCCACUGUGCCACCCGCUGUACAAGCUUCUGAUUCCUCACCUCCGAUAUUCAAUCCAUAUCAAUGUGUUGGCGAGGACUCACCUUAUCAACCAAGGAGGGACGUUUGACCGAGCCAUAGCAACUGGGCGUCGAGGGUUAGCCGUGCUGCUGAGAAAGGCCCUUGAAAACUUGACCUACACUGAUCUUUGCCUCCCUGAAGACAUUGAAGCCCGUGGCGUCGGGUCACUUCUUAAUUACUGCUACAGGGACGACGGAAUGAAAAUCUGGGAUGCCAUCGAGAGCUUUGUCUCCGGAAUAGUUGAACUCUACUACAAAAACAAUUUAUCCGUUCAGCGAGAUUAUGAGCUGCAGGCCUGGGUUUGUGAUAUCUUCACAAAGGGUUUCCUGGCCAAGAGGUCCUCAGGCAUCCCUUCCUCUUUGCGCUCUGUGCCAGAGCUGAUCAAGUUUCUGACCAUGGUGAUUUUCACUUGCUCAGCCCAUCAUGCAGCAGUAAACAGUGGGCAGUUUGAAAUGGGGGCCUUCAUGCCCAACUUGCCAUCAUCAAUGAGGAAGCCUCCACCCGAUGUUAAAACCCCGGUGACACUGGAGGAGUUCCUGGACAUCAUCCCUGAAAUGAACACCACCAGCCAGGUCCUCUCUGUCCUCUGGGUCUUGCGCAAUGAGGACUUUGACAUGAUACCGCUGGGGCAAUACCCCGAAGAGCACUUCACGGAGGAAGAGCCGAAACAGCUCAUCACGGCUUUUCAGGAGCGUCUGGCCCACAUUGCCGAGGCAAUCAAGAUGAGGAAUGAGUCCAUGACGUUGCCCUAUACCUACCUCUUCCCACCCAACAUCGAGAACAGCACAUGCAUCUAAUGCCCGGGCGGGGACGGAGGUGGGGGCAAUGCCUGGCACUGUUUCCAGACUAGCACACGGGUAUCCUGCACUGCUGAGCUUCUUCUCAUCCCUUCUCUUUGCUCCCGAGAUGGCAAAGCUAACGGGUGACCCCUCCCUCCACUGACAGAUGCCCUUGACCUGUCCUUCGUGCCCUCCACAGCUGCAGUUGCUCUGUAGACAAAAAUGAAGCAAGACACCCUGCAUCCACAUAGCUACGGUGGCCGGGCUAUAACCAAGAGAUUUGCAUGGUGGUUGCAUGGUGUUCUUGAAAUCAGCCACAAAGCGAGAGAUAAGGCAGACUCGCUUUCUCGCCUCCUCUUCUUUCUCCUGUGCUCGCUCUCCAACCUGCUGUAACAGAAGCAGGGGGAUGCAAAGUGGAAAGAACCUGGCAACAUGUAAAGACUCACUUUGUCUGGCAUACUGCACGCGGGGACAUCAGUAACGUUGCAUGCGUGCAGGCCCCACAAUGAUGUUACACGAGAGCAACCCCAUUGGAAAGAUUGGCAUUACACAAGGGUUGCGCCAUUUAUUAUUUAUUUAUUUAUUAGAUUUAUAUACCGCCCUUCCGAUACGGCUCAGGGCGGUUCACAACAUGAUAAAAUCAAAUUAAAAACAAAUUAACAAUUAAAAUCAAACUAUUAAAACACAAUUGGUAUUAUUGAAACUAUUAAAACACCAUUAUUAAAACUAUUAAAACACCCAACUAUUAAAACACGAUUGGCACCAUUUUUGCAUUUAUGCAACCUGUGCGCGUGCAAAAUCACAAUGUACUCUUGUGCAGUAUGUGGCAUUCCCUGUAACAGGGAUUCCCAGUGGUUGACUACAACUCCCAUCACCUUCAGCUACAAUAGCCUUUGGUUAGGGGUGAUGGGAGCUAUAGUCAACAACAUCUGGGAAUCCCUGUAACAGAGAAUACUGGCAGAAUGUCCACCGUUGUCUGGCAGUGAGGCGUGAUGGGAGAUUUUUUCGGACAAAAACAUGACGAGGGCAAUUUUUAAAUUGCCUAUCUUAGGCAAUGUGAAAUGAAAAUAUUUCAAUCCAAAUGGCUUUUCCUGGGGCGUUUUUAAAUGAAACGCUGAAUCUGAAAUACGUGUUUUAAUUUAUGACGUCAGUCCCUUUGAUUGCAGGGACACUCAAAACUAUGUACCUGGGUGCUGGAUCACGGGCUUUAUUUUUCCCCCCUAGUUAAGGAGGCUGCUAUUAUAUCCUUCAAACAACCUGCUCUUUCUCUCAUCAGCUGGCCAAUAUACAGCUGCUUUCUGCUGGCAUACGCAGCCUCCCACCGCAAACCUGCAUGUGCUAUCGAAGGGCAUGCUCUCUAAGCAUCUCCCCUGAGCACUUGAUUGCGCACGCUUCAAUCAACCCAUCAUCCCCUUUGGGUGCUUUUCCCCAGACACAUGAUUAUUCAUGCUUGUGAAAUAGAUGUGGUGUUUCUGUUUGUUUCACUCUUCCCAUGUGUGGAAGCGGGGCAGGCCUGGCCGUCACCGGUCUUGAGCUAGUUUUCCUGUCUGCUCAUUUCACUCAACAACUCUGCAGCUGGAGAGAGCCUUCGCCCAACUGUGGUGCAAAAAAAAGUCUGAGAUUAAAUAUUCUGUUCAUGUGUGA
Hemicordylus capensis (graceful crag lizard) is the source of this 3666-nucleotide messenger RNA. Its product is annotated as hydroperoxide isomerase ALOXE3-like. Lineage: Eukaryota; Metazoa; Chordata; Lepidosauria; Squamata; Cordylidae. Gene Ontology annotation, molecular function: oxidoreductase activity, acting on single donors with incorporation of molecular oxygen, incorporation of two atoms of oxygen; iron ion binding; protein binding. Gene Ontology annotation, biological process: lipid oxidation; linoleic acid metabolic process. The transcript has 16 exons. The record is from RefSeq and is a predicted model, not a curated record. The coding region runs from base 1 to 2040 and encodes 679 amino acids.